UCCUAUUAGAGCGAGUCUGACCGUAGAACGGUGAGGAUCAAGAGUCGGUCUAUCGGUUGCCAAGGAGUUAUCGUCAAGAGUUCGAGAGGAAAACCUGACAGAAAAGUCGCGCGAAUUAACGACAUUCACGUUGUCAAAGAUUCCUCUGCUCCUCCGGAAGACAUUGGACAAGAAAACCGAGAAGAAUCAGCGCUCGUAAUAUCGCAAUUGUUACGACAAAGUGCGCGAAAUAUUUCGAGCUCGCUCGACUACGCAUACAAGUGGAAACACGAUCCCGAAAUGCUAGCAGCCUCAAUCUGUUUCGAAGUCUACUACACGUUGUUACCCAGCACAACCAUGACUUCGCGAGUACCACGUUGCCUAUUUGGUAAGCCGAAUUCGCAGGAGACGAUCGAGAUGCUGCAGGAUGCGCUGGACGCGGAAAGGAGCAGAUUCGCCAAGAGGUGGGGAGUGAAUCCCUGUUCCGAAGAUAAGGAGAAUAAUUAUCGGAGACGGAACAACGAGAAGAGUCAGCCGUCGCCCAGCAAAAAGCGAAGUAAUCCGUAUUCAAGGCAGACCAGCAUUCACGAUUAUUGGCGAGCUCGAAAAAUAUGCGACGUGACCAAGAAGCCUCUGGCGGUCUCGAUGGACGUGUCGAAACAACAAAAUGUGGAAUCGUCGAAAACAACGAAGACGACGACCACGACAACGGCAACGACGACAACGACGACAACGACGAAGACCGCGUAGAAUAUGACGUCGGAUUGUGAUGAUCAUAUUUCCUUAGAUCCCAUGCACACGUGCCAUUUUCACGCGGCGCGGUUAUUUUGCUGCGGUGGCGAAAAAAACCGCCAUGUUAACUUGAACGUGCUCUCGAGUGGCGAAGAACAAUUCGUAAACAGUUAGCUUAAAAUUGUUCACAUUAAUACAUUCCAUUUAAGCUGUUAAAAAAUUAUUAAAUGUAUUAUUCUCAAAAUUUAAAAAAAAUUAUAUUGCGCAAAAUGAUCAUCGAUUAAUCAAAUGUAAACGUAAAUUUGUGUGCAUGGAAUUCUAACGACCGUUUAUGUUAAACCAGACUUUAUCUGCGCUAUCAAAAUUUAUAUAUUUAUUCUUUCAUUUUUGAACAUCAUUAUUAUUGAUCUAUUAUUGAAAUAAUUAUUCUUAGAAUUAAUGGCAACUGAAGUAUUAAUUAACUUUUGUAAAUAAUUCGCCAAAUAUUAUAAUUUGUGGAGGUUUGGAUGAACUGAAUACCGUAAGAAACGUCAUUUCUGACUACAAUGUCCAAUUCUUGCGAUUGGUGAAUCAUUGUUUCGACGGGCGAUAGUUCAUACUUGCGAUUUAUCGAUGUGAUUUUUAACGAGUUCUGUUCGGCGGCGAUAGGCUAUCGAAAGCCUGAAACGGUUGGUUCCUCGAUGGAGCAACGAUGCAGCGCCUCCAAAGACUAACUGAUUACAAAUGUCAAUUCGCAGCUCCGCACUCUCCUCACAUGAGAGAUAGGAGAAAGUCCUAUGUAUAUGUUGAUUUAGGAUUAGAAAAUUCUUCUAGUCAUCUAGUUAUUUAAGCGUGUAAUAAACUA
This is a messenger RNA of Linepithema humile (Argentine ant), 1555 nucleotides long. RefSeq lists its product as uncharacterized. The record is from RefSeq and is a predicted model, not a curated record. Lineage: Eukaryota; Metazoa; Arthropoda; Insecta; Hymenoptera; Formicidae.